AAAACCCUAGCUAGAUACUUACUUCAAACACAUCCCAUCAGUACUCAAUUCAAUCUUCCUAAACCCUUAAAAGCCUCCGAUCUUUAAUUUCUUGAGAUCAAAUGGCUUCCAAGGCUUUAGCUACCACUGCUCUUCUCCUCUCCCUUAACCUCCUCUUCUUCACUUUGGUCACCUCCACAAGCACUCCUUGCCCACCACCGCCUAAGAAGCACCACCACCACCCAAAAAACGCAAGCCCUGCACCGCCCAAGCCCUCUAAGGCCGUGUGCCCCAAGGACACCUUGAAGUUGGGAGCUUGCGCUGACGUGUUGAACGGCUUGGUGCACCUUGUGGUUGGUCCACCAAAGUUCCCUUGCUGCAGCCUCAUUCAGGGUCUCGUUGAUCUCGAUGCCGCUGUGUGCCUUUGCACUGCUAUUAAGGCUAAUGUUCUGGGCAUCAACCUUAACGUCCCCGUUUCGUUGAGCUUGCUCUUGAACUACUGUGGCAAAAAGGUUCCAUCUGGCUACGAAUGUGCUUGAAUGAAGUGACUUGCACUUGAUCUUGCUUUUUAGUUUCCUUGAUUUGACCUUACUGUUUCGUGGUGUGUGUUUCUCCUGAGAGGUUUGGGAUGUUAAUUUAUUGGUAAAGUCCAAUAUUACACAUUCGUACUUUGUAAUUCUUUAUAUGUAUUGUUUUGAUGGAUUGAAGGCUCCUUGCCUUCAUCCUAGUCAUGUCCAGUGAAAAAUAUUGCAAUAUUAAUUAAUAAAAUGUGAUUUUACAGAAA
Rosa chinensis is the source of this 763-nucleotide messenger RNA. Its product is annotated as 14 kDa proline-rich protein DC2.15. The coding region runs from base 102 to 518 and encodes 138 amino acids. Lineage: Eukaryota; Viridiplantae; Streptophyta; Magnoliopsida; Rosales; Rosaceae. The record is from RefSeq and is a predicted model, not a curated record. The transcript has a single exon.